AAUUUGAACGAACGUUCGACGCUCCGAUUGCAACUUUUUGACACCCAGCAUCAAAUGACUUUCAACGGAUUGUCGUUGGCGAAGAUCCGUUUUAUACAGGAGAGAUCAUAUUCUCUGGAUCGAGUUACGUUUUAGAAAUUUCGGGGCUUCAGUUUAUCCAAGGUUAAUAACGGACCGUGGCAACCUGUUCCGUGUUCUACGUUUGUUGUUGGUUCCGUUGUAAUCCUGCACCGAAACUAUGAGUCGCAGGAGAGCACAUGACGAUGACGAUGGAUACGACCGCGUCUAUAAGAAGCGGAGGAGGGUAUCAGAGAAUCAGGAAAUUGAAGAUCGCCUGGAAUCGCUUAUAUUGCGAGUGGGUGAAAAGUCAACUUCGUCAUUAGAAAGUAAUUUGGAAGGGUUAGCGUCUGUGCUAGAAGCGGAUCUCGGUGUGUUUCGUACUAAGAUUCUCCGAAUAUUGACUGAUUGCGCUAUAAAAAUGCCAGAGAAAUGUACGAUCUACACAACGCUGGUGGGGCUGCUGAAUGCAAAGAAUUUCAACUUUGGUGGUGAAUUUGUUGACUAUAUGGUGAAAAAUUUUAAAGAUUCUUUAAAAAGUUGCAAAUGGAACGCUGCUAGAUAUUCGCUCCGGUUUCUUGCUGACUUAGUCAACUGUCACGUCUUAUCUUGCGGGUCGCUUAUGCAGCUCUUCGAUAAUAUGUUAGACACGGCAAAUGAGGACAGCGUACCUCAAGUUAGACGAGACUGGUACGUUUUUGCUGUUCUCUCAACCCUGCCGUGGGUUGGUCGAGAGUUAUAUGAAAAGAAAGAGCAAGAACUGGAUCACCUUAUGGUGACCAUUGAAGUAUUUUUGAACAAACGAAGUAAGAAACAUCAACCUGCUCUAAAAGUAUGGUCCAGUGACACACCUCACCCUCAGGAAGAAUAUUUGGACUGUCUCUGGGCUCAAGUACGAAAAUUGAGGCAGGAUAAUUGGGCGGAAAAACACAUUCCUCGACCAUAUCUUGCUUUCGACUCUAUUUUAUGUGAAGCUCUACAACACAAUCUUCCAACGCUUCUGCCUCCACCACACCAUGAAUCUUACACGUACCCGAUACCAACUGUUGUAUUUCGCAUGUUUGACUAUACUGACUGUCCAGCGGAAGGGCCACUGCUGCCUGGCAGUCAUGCUAUAGAGAGAUUUCUUAUCGAAGAACAUCUUCGGCAAAUUAUUGAUAAUCACUUCUUUGAAAGAAAAGAUUGCGCGGCGCAAUUAUUGAACUUUCCAUACAAAGCAAAAAUUCCACUUGAUUAUUGUAUUGUGGAAGUAAUGUUUGGAGAACUCUUCAGAUUACCAUCUCCAAAACAUUUGGAAAUCUGCUAUGGAUCGAUUUUGAUUGAACUUUGUAAGUUGCAACCAUCGACUAUGCCACAGGUUUUAGCACAGGCUACCGAAAUUUUAUUCCGUCGCAUCGACAGCAUGGCUGCGGCAGCAUUCGAUAGAUUUGUUUGGUGGUUUGCCUAUCAUCUGAGCAACUUCCAAUUUCGUUGGUCAUGGGAAGAUUGGGACUCAUGCCUCCAGCGUGACCCUGAACAUCCUCGGCCUAAAUUCAUAAAAGAAGUGCUGCUGAAAGCAUUGAGACUAUCCUACUUUCAAAGAAUUCGCGAUAUGAUGCCAGAAACUUACGCCGAACUGAUCCCUUUGCCUCCAGAACCAAUUUACAAGUACACUUCCGAAGGCGCAAGCACACUUCCUGGAACUUCUGCAGCCCAUGAACUAGUUGUUUCAAUACGCCGCAAAUGCACCCCGGAAGAAGUAUUGACCGUUUUGAAUACCUUACCAGGUCAAGGAGACAAUGAGGAAUCAAACACAUUCAAUCCGUUGAAAAUUGACGUAUUUGUACAGACGUUGCUUAACCUGGGGUCAAAGAGCUUCAGCCACAGUUUCGCCGCUAUUGGAAAGUUUCAUUAUGUAUUCAAGGCUCUGGCCGAAUCAGAGGAGGCACAAAUAUGCAUUCUAAGAAAUAUGCAUGCCCUAUGGAAAAAUCAUUAUCAAAUGAUGGUUGUACUCUCAGACAAAUUCUUAAAGACUGGAAUAAUUGAAUGCAGUGCUAUAGCCAAUUGGAUAUUUUCUCGGGAAAUGACAUCUGAAUUUACUAAACUCUACAUCUGGGAAAUUCUUCAUUUGACGAUCCGUAAAAAGAAUAAACAUGUCAUUAAACUGAACACAGAAGUGACGGAGGCCAGAGAAAAGUUACGAAGGGCGGAAAGUAGAUCUGGAUCGUCUUCGGAAGAUGAGGACAAUACUAAAGAUAAGUCGGGAGAAAGACCAUCUGAAGACGUUGUAGAGCGAAUGGAAGAAAAAUUGGAAGCUGCUCAAGCAGAUCAAAAGAAUUUAUUCCUCAUCAUUUUUCAGCGUUUUAUUAUGAUUCUUUCCGAACAUCUUGUUAGAUGUGAUACAGAUGGCAUCGAUUACAAUACUCACUGGUACAGAUGGACUAUUGGAAGGUUGCAGCAGGUAUUUUUGGCUCAUCACGAACAAGUACAAAAAUACUCGUCAACACUGGAAACACUUUUGUUCACGCCAGAUCUGGAUCCACACAUUCUUGACGUAUUUCACCAGUUUGUUUCGUUACGUGCAUAAGAUGUUCAAAUCACUGAACGUUUCGUCUUCAAGGGAUUGGUAUGAAGUAUGAUAUAUACAUAUAUUAUACAUAACAGUUAUAUUAUUUUAUUGAUAACUCUUAGGACAAUUUCAGUCGUGAAUAUUAGGUAAAUAGAGUUUCCGAGUAUAUUUAAAUGACAUUUGAUUAUCCGUAUUUAUGUUAAUGUACAUCAAGUCUAAAUUGUUGUUGGAAUUUUUUCAAUCGGUAGCAGAAUAUUCAGUUCUACCUAUAGUGUUGUAUGCUAAUGAAAGUCAGCAGUUUGCCGGCAAUGUACAUGGGUGUAUAUACAGAAACCUAUACACCUGAAUAAUAUUGAAUCAAAAUUAUCUAUUACCGACUCAUGCAAGCAAAUGUAGAGGAAGAGAAAGACUUUAUUUUAAUCCAAUUAAAAAUUGAAUGCUUGAACAGUUUACCUGUUUCAAAUUGCAUCACCUGGGCGAUAAUAUGACAGAAUUUCACUGCAGAUAUGAAUGGACCGUAUGUAACGAUAUUAUCAUAGGGAUUCACAAGUGUCAUAAUGUUACAGUUUGGAGAUAUACUCACGAGUAUGUAUGUAUAUCAAUCUACUGAGUUUUCUGACGUGUCAUGUGAGUUAAAAUUUCUUCAACGUCAUC
This is a messenger RNA of Neodiprion fabricii, 3259 nucleotides long. RefSeq names its product nuclear cap-binding protein subunit 1 (gene Cbp80). The transcript has 10 exons. NCBI's taxonomy places the organism in Eukaryota, Metazoa, Arthropoda, Insecta, Hymenoptera, Diprionidae. Gene Ontology annotation, molecular function: RNA cap binding; mRNA binding; protein binding. Gene Ontology annotation, biological process: mRNA export from nucleus; nuclear-transcribed mRNA catabolic process, nonsense-mediated decay. Gene Ontology annotation, cellular component: nucleus; nuclear cap binding complex. The coding region runs from base 239 to 2623 and encodes 794 amino acids. The record is from RefSeq and is a predicted model, not a curated record.